AUGAAGUCGAUCUCUCCCGUCGCAAGAACGACCUCGCACGGAGACCAAACGAAGGACAUCAGCGAUGACUUGUACGAUGGCAGCGCGAGCGGUCCACGUGGUUCGUAUCUCGUUGUGAACCCAUCGCACAGCAUGCAUCGGGAGUGUGGUCAUCGAAAUGACAGGUCCCUCAAUGUGAACGAAAUCGAGCCGCUGAACAUAUACCGAGCACAUAACAUACAGGCACACCUCAUCAUUGCGAUUCGACAAAUUCUUCGCGGUCAGCUGUGCAAGCAAAGACAUGCUUUGCAGGAUGCGCAGAUGGGUGUAGUGAUCAGCCGAGUGCAGCCAAUCUCAGGGUUCCUGCACAAGCUUGGUUCUGGCCGGUGGUUGUCGUCUCUGCUUCGUGUUGGCGUGAUCGGCAGGAACACGAUGAUGGGGAGCAGCAACGCAACCUCCUUUUUUGAACGACUCUGGUUGAAUGGGAAACGCGAACGAAUAUUGGAUGAGCAGAGUGCUUUGUGGCUGUGA
This is a messenger RNA of Zymoseptoria tritici IPO323, 510 nucleotides long. RefSeq lists its product as uncharacterized. The coding region runs from base 1 to 510 and encodes 169 amino acids. The transcript has 4 exons. The record is from RefSeq and is a predicted model, not a curated record. Lineage: Eukaryota; Fungi; Ascomycota; Dothideomycetes; Mycosphaerellales; Mycosphaerellaceae.